Molecule: messenger RNA, 699 nt
Organism: Knipowitschia caucasica
Lineage: Eukaryota; Metazoa; Chordata; Actinopteri; Gobiiformes; Gobiidae
Source: the annotation of a GenBank genome assembly
AUGACAUCCCCGUUUGAUCCACGCUGGACCAAACUCCUCCACACCAACCCCUCCGGGACUGCGCGCACCAGACACCAACACACAGAGAGAGGGGGGGCACAGAAGGGGACUUUACAAGACUCACCGGGAUGUGCCUUGGCCCACGGACCGCCGGGCAGCAGCGCAGACCACAGGCAGGACGUCAAUAUCGCGGACGCAGCACCUCUGCCGGAGCCGCGUGCCCGGGGGAGCGGCGUGCGCGACACUCUCUGCGGGAGGAUGGAAGCAGACGUCACUCACAAGAGCAGUCCACAGUCCCUGGUGUUCACGGAGACGCACAUAGCACCCCGCGUCUUCCGGAGCGGGGUGGAUGGAGACUGGCAGCAGCGGAGAGAGAGCGCGGUGCCUGGUCGGUGCUGCAGCGGCGCGGACUCAGAGCUCGGGGGCUCCGGUAGCUCCAGGGGGGGGGUCACACUGAAGCACGAGUCGCUGGAUGUGACCAAACGGCUUCUGUGCUUUCUAUUCCUCCGUCCGUCUGUGGUGAGCGUGUGCACAAGUCAGCCUCAGACUUUGAACGGAGUCAGUGAUGGGGAGAGGGAGAGAGGAGAUGAAGAAGAAGAGGGGGGGAGAGAGGGAGAGAGGGAGGGGGACGUUCCUCUGGAUCCUAGCGCCCGCGCUGAGUGGGAGCUGCUCGCUUCUUGGCCCGGCGAUAAUAGGUAA